GAAUUAUCGUGUACAUUCCUUCAAUUUUCUCUCCAAGUAAUGAUGAGCAAAACAAUUCAAUAUUGCCAUAAAAAAUAGUUUGCAACACGAGAGCUAAUUAAGAUCAUUUAGUUGAUGCUUAAGGAAAACAUGCAAAAUUUCUAAACGUAGUAUUUUGAGGCAAAACAACAGCAAAAAAGAAAAGCUACGAAAGGAAAAUUGUGUUUUGGUUGCUUGUAUGACGGUCAAUUCGUAAAGGAUAGAAAAGAAAGAAGAUAACAAAUACUAAAAGAAUAAAGAGAAACAUGGAUAAUAUUGCCAAGGUUGAACAUCAAGAAGAGUGCAAGGAAAUUUGUCGCGGCAAUGAAGACGAGAAAUAUGAAUCGUUACCGAUAUUGAACAAAGAGGAUGGCAGCUCCAUGUCGGACAGCAACAUCGACAGCAACAGCUCCGAUAGCAAUUCAAGUAGCUAUCAAUUGAAUGCGUUGCCUGAUGAAAUGUUGGAAUUUAUAUUAACUUAUUUGCCUCCUUACAAAGACUUAAAAAACUGUAGUCUAGUAUGCAAACGUUGGCGUAGCAUUGUAAAAAAUCUUAUCAGACGAUCAAAAAUGAAUCUACACAAAGGGUUAAUUGAUUUUCGUCUCCGAUGGGAAAUCUUUUCUCCACAGUCUGCUGGAACUUUAGAGUUGCGUAGCUGCAUACCUAAAACAUCUAUGUACGUAAUAGCAGGACGUUUUUCUCAUUCGGCAGUACGUUAUAGCAACUACAUGUAUGUGUUUGGUGGCGGCUCCUCAUCGGAUACCACAUUUAAUGAUUUAUGGCGCUUCGACUUGUCGAAAAUGCAUUGGGAACGUCCGUUUUCUAUGGGCACGUAUCCCUCACCUAAAGGUAGUGCUUCCAUGGUAUGUUGGCAGGAACAGUUGAUACUAUUCGGUGGGUGGCGUUAUCCAUCAUUACAUCCGCCUCAUCAGCCGUGGUGUCUGUUUGAUGAACUUCACUACUAUGAUUUAAUUAAGAAUCGUUGGACUGUAGCUAUAACCACACAUGGCCCACCACCGAUGGCAGGUCAUUCAGCCUCUAUACAUGGUGACAUAAUGGUAAUUUUUGGUGGCUAUCAAAUGGUGGACGGUGUGAAUUUGAAUUCAAAUCAAGUUUGGUGCCUGGAUUUGCAUAAACAAUAUUGGUGGAGGCCGCGUUUAGCAGGCAACGUCACGCCGCCUCCACGUUAUGGACAAAUUCAAUUAGUUCUAGACGACCAUCACCUACUUAUCGUUGGCGGUUGUGGUGGACCAAAUAGCGUAUUUUCGGAUGCUUGGAUUUUGGAUAUGUCCAGCGACUUAUGGUUGUGGAAAUCAGUGCCCGUACGCAAUAAGAAAUUUGCGGCUUCUCACAUGUGGUGCAAUCCAGCUUGCAAGAUAGAUUCUAAAUUAGUUGUCCUUGGUCCAACGCCAAAUAUGCCACAAGAUUUUCAACUCAUGAGACAGGCUCGAAUUCCUGUUGGUGGUGCGGCGGGAGCUCCAAAUAAUCGCAAUCGACAAUUGGAGAGGCAAAGAUGGAUUCCCGGUGAGGCUGGAAAUGGGCAGGCUGCUCGGGGUUAUGCAUUACGUGUACCUGCUCCCAAUCGUCCAAUUAAUUUCCAAUUGGAUGGUCUCAAUAUACCACUCGACGGUCCGGAUGAACAAUAUUUAGCUCAGCGCAGAGCUAUUCUCAACGAUCAUCAGCAAAAUGCUAGCAACAAUAACUUUGUCAACCAACAUAAUAACCGCAACAACAAUGUGCAACCUCGUACAGGUAGUUUAAGAAAUUUGCACAAGAUCGCUUUACAACAAAUGGAAGAGAAAAAUCAUAAUAGACCUUCUUCAUCCGGAGCCCAGCCUCGUUCUAACGGUGUAAUUGCAGCUCGCACUAACAGUGAGUCCUCCUGCAAUGGAGAGGAAGUAGAAAAAAAGAGAGAUGAUACUAAAAAUUCCGAUAUGGAAGCAGCUAAUCGUUUGCAGCGUAAUUUAUCUUUGCGAUGUCGGGAAAAUGAAUCUUUCCUGCCCAAGCGAUUCGAUGAACUCUAUGAAGAUCCAUUUCGCAUGGCUGCCUUCAAUGUGCAAAACCGUCCUCGUUCGCUGUCCAAAGAUCACAACGAACGCAUACGACGCAUGGAAGAGAAAAUGAAUGCUUUGCGCAAUUCACGACGCAAUGCAGUUGCUGAGCAGAAACCUCUAAAAGAACCUUCACCGAAAAGAGCGAAGCGAAAUGUUCUUUCAUUGUUUGUCUGUGACCUCUCAAACGCGCUGUCCGAAGAUCCGCACUUACAAUGGGUGGAACAUAAAAACUAUGGAAUUUUGCCAGGAGCACCAGAACGCCUAAUUUUAUCCACAAUGGUGCCGGGAAAUGGAGAACUAGUGCUUUUUGGUGGCGUACAAAAAGAAACGCUCUAUGAAAUGACACACCAAGUGUCAAAUUCUGUCCAUUUUUUGAGUGCACCAAAGGAUAUAGUUUAGAAAAUGAAUGGUUGUUAUAAUUUUGUUAUGCGAACUAUGUAGUAUGAACGUAAGGCUCUGAAUCUGAGAUUUUUUAUUUUUUGCAAAUUUUGAAAAGACCGAUAAAUUAUUGGUAAACUUUUAAGUAACAAAUUAUGUUCACGGAAAUAUAACAGUAAUAUGGCCGCACUAUGUACUAUGUAGCUAAAAAUAUAUACAAUUAUCUAAGCUACCAGUUGAUACUGAUUAUAAGCUAAAAA
Messenger RNA from Glossina fuscipes, 2710 nucleotides. RefSeq lists its product as uncharacterized. The record is from RefSeq and is a predicted model, not a curated record. Lineage: Eukaryota; Metazoa; Arthropoda; Insecta; Diptera; Glossinidae. The transcript is spliced from 4 exons. The coding region runs from base 285 to 2471 and encodes 728 amino acids. Gene Ontology annotation, molecular function: protein binding.